GCCACCCGGACAGAGAACGCAACAGGUCUAAUCUUGGAUAGUCUCAAACAAGCUUUUUUGACAUAGAAUUCAAAUUACUGUUGCUGAAAUUAAUUUUAUAAUCUUAAAAUUAUUAUUUUGACAAAAAGUAGAGCAACUGUAAGAAAAGAUGAUUAGAAUAGCAAUGGAACACGUAAAGAAGCAUCCAGGGCUCAUCCCCCAGUUCUUCUUCAUCUUGUUGGGAAUGGGAGGAGCCUCCUUGUAUUUGGUCCGUCUUGCAAAGGGGCCCCAUGUCACCUGGAACAAGAAGAACAACCCUGAGCCGUGGAAUCAGCUUGACCCUACCUACCAGUACAAGUUUGUGGCCAUCGAUACUGACUACAAGAACCUGAAGAAGGAGGGACCUCAAUUCUGACUAUCUUCCCUCUAUCCUAACGGCACCAAGUCCAGCCCGAAGAACGUCACUGAAGAAUUCAAAUCUGAGAAGAAUUUGUCUCUCAACGCUUCUAAUGUAUACAAAUAUUGGGAGAUUGAUCCAUAAUGUUGAUGAUCAAAUCUAUACAUUUGUCUGUUUGUUUUAUCAUAAACACUUCAUUGUUAUUUUGACAGCCGCUAAAUUUAACAAUGAAUGUGCGCAUUAUGAAAAGAGGCAGGAGUGUGCAUAGAUUUGUUCACCAAAUUACAGCGAACAAAAAUAUAAAAAUGCAACAUGCAACAAUUUCAAAAAUGUUACUGAGUUACAGAUCAUAUAAGGAAAUCAGUCAUUUGAAAAAAAUGUACCUGGCCUUUUGGAUUCUAGCUUGAAAUAUACUUAUUCAUGUUACCAUUCCAGAACUUAGUGAUUACUUUACAUGCAGGGGUGGGUAGGUUACUUUCUAAGUGUAAUCCGUUACAGUUACUAGUUACCUGUCCAAAAUUGUACUCAGUAACAUAACUUUUGGACUACUAUUAGAUUACUUUCCACUUAAGAGGCAUUAGAAGACAAAAUGUAUGUUACCAAUUGAACGACAUCUAUUGCAGAAUAAAUCCAUGUUGAAGUUUACAUAGCUGGCCAUAUAUGGAUGUUAAAUUUUACUUUAUGGGUUGGUUAUGUAGGCUUCUUCUAACCCAUCACUUUCUACUGUGUAUAAUAAUACGAUAACAUGAUGUCUUUACAUUAAGAAUCAAAGUCUUUAAGAAUUCCAGUCAUUCCAAUAAAUGUUAUACCCCUUGAACUUCAGGAAUAGAAUACAUUAAGUGUCACC
This is a messenger RNA of Salvelinus sp. IW2-2015, 1223 nucleotides long. RefSeq names its product NADH dehydrogenase [ubiquinone] 1 alpha subcomplex subunit 4-like 2. The record is from RefSeq and is a predicted model, not a curated record. Lineage: Eukaryota; Metazoa; Chordata; Actinopteri; Salmoniformes; Salmonidae.